Messenger RNA from Microsporum canis CBS 113480, 1500 nucleotides. RefSeq lists its product as hypothetical. The transcript has 3 exons. The coding region runs from base 1 to 1500 and encodes 499 amino acids. The record is from RefSeq and is a predicted model, not a curated record. Lineage: Eukaryota; Fungi; Ascomycota; Eurotiomycetes; Onygenales; Arthrodermataceae.
AUGGAGGUAUGGUCUGGUGCCAUUGACUCUGGCCCAACUACACCACUGACAGGUAUACGCUUGAUCGACCCUAACUUUACAAACCCUAGCAAUUUAUUCCGGAACGCGAAGCUGUCUUUCCGAGCCUAUGUCAAUCCGAGCAGAAUUCCCAUUGUCUGCUUUACUGGCCCGUCUCUAGAGCUUCAUUGCUCCGAGCACAAGACAGUAGACUGGAUCAGACAUAAGCUGUUACGUACAUAUCGGACAGAAGGAGAGGACUAUGAAGAGCUCGCUCCUGUGCAGCAAUGCCCGGUUGGCAUCCUCAUUCGUGUUGACGAACAAUCACCCUCCCCAGAAGUGGAUAAUAACACCAGCUUGAAACAUCAAAUGAUAUCAGAUAUCCUUAUAUUUGGAACAUUGUCAAGGCCCAGCCCCCGGAAUGACUGUCCAUCAUCCCCACAGCCUUCUUCGAUGACAGCAGAUGGCCAACUACCUAAAGAUGGACCACCACCGCUUGAAUUAAGAGUCUCAGCUGGGAUGAUACAGAAUGAAUCGUCUGGCGAGUUUCUACCAGAUAGCUACGGCUCCUCAAGCCCAAAGAGGAAGAGGGUUGCAACUUUAUUCGAAGCUGCAGCAGAAUAUCACAAGAAUGUUAGGAGGAAGGGGGCAGCAGCAAUGUCUGAAUAUUUCACGAGAGAGAAAUCAGCCACGCCUCAGUUCCCCCUGCUUCCGUCUAAUAUCAGAAUCAAACGAGAGAACGAGAAUAACCCAGAAUUUAGCAGUAGCCUGAAUGACGUUAACCUUACUAGAAAGCGUGCCACUUCAGUUGCAAAAGAUAUCCGUGCUGGCUCCAGGAGACCGUCAUUGCUUCGCCCUAGAUCAUCAACGUCUCAAGUUUUAUGCACGUCAAGCCGCAAAGAGCUACCAAGCUCCAAAGCUGACGGUUCCAAUCCCCAAUCACAGCAGAGUCAACAAUCCAAAAAUCCAAAUCUAGACCCACUUGAAGAUAUCGCUGCUAAUAACAAGGCUUUAUUGACCCGUACAAUUCUCACAUGCAUGCGUCUUUAUGGUUUUCGUCGACCAAAUACCCGAACUACCUCAAACUUUAAUCCCUCCUCUACGAUAAGACAUCUACCGUCACCCAACGAUACAGUCAUAAAAUGUGACCCAGAAGAAGCUAGUGGAAGCCGCAGACAAGAUAUUUUCAGCCAUGCAAACUUCGCUCAGCUAGGGGACUUGGGCAAGAUGCAUACACCUAACCCGGUCGACGGUUUUGAUGAGCGGGAACCCAAGCCAGAAGCCGAUGGAGAUGACGAUAUGGGGUUCAGGGAAAUAUACCACGCUACAUACCGGGCUUCUACGUUUGCUCUAAGGCGUUUUUUAAAACCCUCUAAUCCAGCUGUCGGAUUACCGGGAAAUGCGGCUUGUGCUCACGAUGUUCCAAUAUUAGGGAAGGACAAGGCAAUGAAUACUGUGGACUCUGUUUUAAAGCUAUUCUGCGAAGCAUCAGACGGAGAAUAG